Molecule: messenger RNA, 1110 nt
Organism: Cryptomeria japonica (Japanese cedar)
Lineage: Eukaryota; Viridiplantae; Streptophyta; Pinopsida; Cupressales; Cupressaceae
Product: photosystem I P700 chlorophyll a apoprotein A2-like
Exons: 3
Coding region: 1-1110 (369 amino acids)
Biological process (GO): photosynthesis
Cellular component (GO): membrane; thylakoid
Source: RefSeq, a predicted model, not a curated record
AUGGCGGGAAGACAGUUGGCAAUUGGGGUUUUAUCCACGACUCAACAAUUCUCCCUCUCUGUAUUGCAUCAAAUUGGUAUCAAAGCUACAAGGAUUAGAUCUGUUGGAAGGCAAAAGGACAUCAUGACAAUCAAAGGAUCCAUGGAGGAAGGGAUGCUACAAAGGAAUGCCAUCUUCAAGACCAGACGUUUCUAUCUAGGCAAGAACACACAAAGUUUGUGGCUAACUGAUAUCACACAUCAUCAUUUAGCUAUUGCAUUUGUGUUUUUCAUUGCUGGCCAUAUGUAUAGAACCAACUUUGGGAUUGGACACAGUAUAAAAGAUAUUUUAGAAGCACAUGUUCCUCCGAAAGGCUUAUUAGGACGCGGGCAUAAGGGUCUUUACAACACAAUCAAUAAUUCUCUUCACUUUCAAUUAGGUCUUGCUCUAGCUUCUUUGGGAGUUGUUACUUCCUUGGUAGCUCAACACAUGUAUUCUUUACCUGCCUAUGCAUUCAUAGCGCAAGAUUUUACUACCCAAGCUGCAUUGUAUACUCAUCAUCAAUACAUUGCCGGAUUCAUUAUGACAGGGGCAUUUGCUCAUGGAGCUAUAUUUCUCAUUAGAGAUUAUAAUCCAGAACAAAAUAAGGAUAAUGUAUUGGCGAGAAUGUUGGAGCAUAAGGAAGCCAUAAUCUCUCAUUUGAGUUGGGUUAGUUUAUUCCUAGGUUUUCAUACCUUGGGACUUUAUGUUCAUAACGAUGUUAUGCUCGCUUUUGGUACUCCAGAAAAGCAAAUCUUGAUUGAACCCAUAUUUGCUCAAUGGAUACAAUCUGCUCAUGGUAAGACCUUAUAUGGUUUUGAUGUACUCUUAUCUUCAGCAAAUGUGCCAGCAUUCAAUGCUGGCAAAAGCUUAUGGUUACUCGGUUGGUUGAGUGCUAUUAACGAUAAUAAAAAUUCACUGUUCUUAACAAUUGGUCCCGGAGACUUUUUGGUUCAUCAUGCUAUUGCUCUAGGUUUGCAUACAACUACAUUGAUUUUAGUAAAAGGUGCUUUAGAUGCACGCGGUUCUAAGCUAAUGCCUGAUAAGAAAGAUUUUGGUUAUACAAUAUUUAUGCAAUUAAGUUUAAGAUAA